CCGUCGGUUCUCAACCACAGACGCCAUAUUUGAUCAGCGAUAGGUAUGGCGUAGAUUUUAGGAUGUUUUGAUAAUCGUAUGAGUAAUCAAUCUUGCUAAUUAGAUCAAUUGUACGACAUAACAGUCACUUUUGGUGAUUUAUUGAUGAGAUCCAUGAUAUGGAUCAUGACUGAGAAAUGAACAGAGAGGACCCAGAAGUGACUUCCCAUGUAUAUAGCAGCGAAUCUCCUCACUCCAGUACAGCAGAGUCUUCUGACAGCGAUAACGCCAGUUCAUCUGAAAAGGAGUUCUCUGUCCAAGGGACUAAUUUUAAACAAGGGCAGUUAAAGCUUACCAUAUCAGCUAAACAAAAAAGUUCAUCUUCUUCAUCUUCCCCUAGUUAUGACGAAGGACAGGGCUCCAGACUAAAUGAGGAAGACAGUGUAUUUGUUGACACAGGGGUAAAGCAAUCAUGUAGAACCAAUCCUGAGCAGUAUGUGAGAAAAUCCUCAACAAGGAUGGAACAUCCAAAUGAUUCCAACGAACACACAAGUGAAUCCACGUAUGAUGCUGAAGGACCCAAUGCUAGUAAUUAUACGGAGGAAGGGUCAAAUCAGUCAUCUGAAGGAUUUCAGAAUACAUUCCAACAAUUUGUGCAGUCAUCAGGUGUAGAAGAACAAGUGUUAGAUGAAGCCAAAAUUUCCUCAAAUGGGAGUAAAGACAAAUUUUCAAGUAAAUGCUAUGUCUUACUGGAUAAAAAGAGCUCACCGUUAAAAAGACACUACAGAAAGAUGGCAUCAAAAGCAGGGAGUGUUAAGGAUGUGGGAAACUUAGACAAAAUAAGAGAGAAGACCAAAUCUUUGGCAUCAAGGAAGAAAAAUCUGGUGGUCUCUGAAGCAACAAAAGAUGACAACUCUGAAAGUGAAUGUGAACAUACAAAUGAAAUACCGGAGUCUGAAUGUUCGAAUCUCCAUGACAAUAUUUUUGAUAAAAUGAUGAACACUGCUCUAAACAACAUAUCAUCUGAAGCAGACAGUAAAUCUCAAAAGAAACGAAGGCCACUCAAGGCAAAUAAAUCUAAGCAAAGACCAUCGAAUUGUGACAUAGAAAAAGAAAGUGAAAUUCCAUGUGAAAUUAAUUCGUCUAAACUGGCUGCCGAUGUUGCUAGAAAUGAAUUCAUUUUCAGGAAUACGAGAAGUGGAGAUGAAUCUGAUGCUAUGUCGGAUCGCACCCGUCCAGGAAGUGUUCAUGAUCAGCAGGAAAGUUUCUCUCGCUUGGACAACAUGCAGUCCAAUGUGUCACCAGAUAGUGGCAUAUCUUUAGCAGAUUCACCUGUUGGAAAUGAAUCUCCAAUAUCUGUGACAUUGUCGGAUAUAAAUUCAAAAGUAAAUGUGGGGGUUUACACUAGUGACAUUUGUUGUGUUCAAACAAGUGAAAAACUGGAUUCUGCUGAAACUGUGUCUUGUGAAAUGGCAUCUUCCUGUCAAAAACAAGAUGCCAUGAAUGGGGGAUCAGGGGUUGAUUUGCAAAAAUCAAACCAUAGGCAUGAUAAAGAGUUUGAUAUGGGCUCUCCACACUGUGAUAGUUUAGUUGUGAAUACAAACUUGGGUGAUAACAUUUUGGGUUGUUGCAGCAGUAGUGAUACAUCCUCUUCUCACUCACCAUCUCCAAAAAAGAAAAGCGUUGGCCGAGUACCUAAAAGAGCCGAGUUUUUGCGACUCCAUAAGAGCAGUACAUUGUUGACUACGGGUAAAAUGCCAGUUCAGGUUGAUGACACAAUUUCGAAGGAAGACAAUUCGUUCUCUGUGCCAUUAAUCCCAGGCCCUUCACUGCAAGAGAGGCUGGCACAGUGUCCAGAUAGGGUUCAAGAGGAGGAUGAGCCACCACAACCAAAGAAGCGUAAAUACACAAAACACAAGAAGAACAGUGAAAAGGUUCUCAAGAAGGCAUUUGAUGUGUACGAGUUUCAUGAGGGAGAUAAGCCAAUAAAGAAGCGCAGUGUGGGACGACCCCCAGGUCAAGGAAAAGCAAAAAUUUCUGGUGGUGGAAGGGGGCCAGGUCGACCCCCAGGAAAGCCCACCUUCAAGAAAAGGGGCCCUGGUAGGCCACCUAAAGUGGUUUCAGCUCAAGCUGCUAAAAGAGGACCAGGACGGCCUAAAGGCUCUCUAAAUAAGAAGACGCUUCUCGCAAGAGCUGGUGUAAAUCAUUCUAAAGGUGUAAAUAAUUCUCAAAAAACAAGCACUGCCCCUGGUACGAAAAAAACUUCCUCAACUGAGGUUGAGUCUGGUCUGAUUUUACCUGAAAAUAUUUUGGACCAACUCUCUCAGAUUGAUGCUAACUCGGAUGUAAUCAACUUUUCGGACAUAUCACCAUCUAAAUCAUCAGAGUCAUCACUCUCUGAGGCUCACAACAACUACCUUCAAAAUCUAUCAGACAUCUCUCCAGCUAAGUCCACCUCCAGUGUGGAAAGUUCAUCGUUUUCUUUUAAACCUCCUAUUUAUCAAAUGAGGGCACCAUCCCCUGUGCCAUUUCAAAAACCUCCAGAGAGGAGAAAGGUAGGAAGACCAAGGAAAAGGCCACUGAAACCUGAAGCAUCCUUGCCCUCAACAUCCUCAGAUAGGCAUGGAUUUGAUCAAUUUCCUACAUCUAGUGUAGAUAAUGAAUCUGAGGACAGAGAAUUGGAGUCCAUUAUCCAAAGUGUUCAGAAUUCCAUAUCUUCACAGUUUCAUAACCCCAGCAUGUUAGCUCUUGACGACUUGCAUGAGAGUUCCAUUGAGGAUGAGCUAAAUUCCAUAGAACCAACCUUUGACCCAGUGCCUUCAGUUGGACAACAGCACAGUGCUGAGUCAAAGCUAAAACAGGUUCCAAAGAUUCGGAAACCUAAGUUGCAUGUCAUGAUGCGUAAACAUGGAAACUUGAAAAGUAAAAGAGGUCGCAAGAAAAAGAAGUACACAGUUACCCCCACAGAAUUCUCUGGGGGUAGCUUUACUGAUAAAUACAAUGCAUUCUCAUCCUCGCCCAAAUUCAAAUUAUCAAGUGCUAAGACACUACUUGGUUUUACAAGUAAGUCCAAUAUCUUGGCGUCUAGUAAUUUUGAUUCUGAUCCAGAAGAUGGGGAUGAAAAUAGGCAUUUUCUACAGAAAAUGAAACAGCAGCAAAAACUGAAGAAAAAGAAAGAAAAGUUGAUCAACUUCAGAUCCAAACAUAGAAACAUUGUUGACCCUCUAUUUCUGAAUAACUUGGAGUAUGUGAUAGACAAUUUUCACCUUUUGGCCAUAUCUCGUCCUGAGGAAACCUUCAUAAGAGUGAAGCCUGGAGAAGUGCCAUUACCAAGCAUUUUCAAAUUAACCAAAAUCAAUGUGAAAUCUAAAAAGAAAGACAUAAGACAUCCUUUUGAGUCAGAAAAAGUGAAAAGGUUGAAAACUUCUCGCAGUAGGGACUUUGCUUUACAGAUCAUGGAGAAAAAAUCCAAAAUGAAGUCAUUUCAUAGGAAAUUGUUUAGUUUCAAAGAGAAGAAAUUUUUUCCUUCUUGGAAUCACUCUGACGAUGACCUUGGUUUGCAGCAAUAUGUCCCAAAUGUUCCCCCAAAGAAAAGACACAAGUUUUUAUCUGAUAUUCCACCAACAACAAAAAAUUUGACAGGCAUGGGUGCAGGACCAGUUCAGCAGCCAGAAAAACGAAAACCAGGGCGGCCCAGAAAAAAUCCAGUAUUAAAACCCAGUUCAGAAUGUAGGAGUGGGGAAGUGGCUCAAAGAAACAGACAGUUGUUGACAGGUGUAAAAAGUACCUCCUCAAACCUUAUUACCAAAGAUGGGAGAGAAACCAGUAUAAACUCUCAGGGAUCAAUUAAUUUAUGUGAAUCUCCAAGAAUUCCAUUGCCUCCGGACAAUUCUUUUGUGACAAACUCAGCUGUGCCACCAAAUUCAAAAUUUAGUGGAUAUCAGGUGAAUUCAAUAAGUGUUCAAACGGAAUCUUGUGUGGAUUGUAUUCAGUUGCAGUGUAGUUCCAAAUCGGUGCAUCGGAAACGUGGGCGAAAACCGGGAAGUGUUGUGUUAAAAGACCAUAGUAAGGUUCCAUCAGGGCAGUUAUCCAAAUCAUUUGCGAUUAAGAUUAAGGAAAAACUUCUUCGGGGCCGGAAAAAGAAGCGGAAAGUUGGACGGCCUCGAACUAGACCCUUGGAUCAAGAUCCCAAAGUUUCAAAAAUCAUUCACAGAAAAAAAUCUCAUGCUCGGCUCCCCACCAGCAAACCUUUUUUACACCAGGCAGAAGGGGACCUAAUGUGCAAUAAUGUGACACCCAAUGGCGACAAUGUUACCAAUACAAUCGAGUCUGUGAUACGAAAUGUGUGCUCAGAAUAUGAACCAUUGCCCUGCAAGGAACAGAAAAAAUCCUCUGUCUUUGGAGUGGACAGUGAUGAUGAGGACUAUGUGCCAUCCAAACGAGUGAAAAAGAGAAAUCAUUUAAAGACUAAGCUUCCCAGUACUUCAACAGAGGCCUCUGAUUCAGAUAUUGGCAACAAAAGAGAUGUGACAGGACUACCAAAGAAAAAGUACCAAAAAGCUGGUCUCUUCUCUGAUACUUACAAAGAAGACCCAGACCCCAAGAAGACUCCCUCCAGCGGUGGCAGCAGCAAAAGUCGCGAAAAGGUGGUGUAUAAAAAACAGGGUAGUCUAUUGCCACCACCCAUCCAUGUGGGCAAACACCUCAGAGAACGUCAGUGUGACUUUCAUCUGUCGUACGAUAUCUGGUGGCAACUGAUCAAUGAUCUGUUACCAAAGAGAGAAGGCUAUGAGGAAAAGUACAGAAAGAUAAGAAACAAUAUUCACGUUGAUGUCAAGCCUGUUUGUGAUGAAGCACAUCCGUGUACCUGCAAGCGACCUUAUGACCCAGAGGUUAAAGGUUGUGGCGAGGAAUGCCUGAACAGAAUGAUGUACACGGAGUGUGAUAUCAGUACUUGUCCAUGUCAAGAACAGUGUCUGAACCAGCGCUUCCACAAACAUGAGUGGGUGUCCGGUCUGGAAGUCAUUGUCACCAAGGACCGCGGAUAUGGGAUCAGAACAUCAGACUCCAUAUCUAAUGGUCAGUUCAUCCUGGAGUACCUGGGGGAGGUGGUCAGUGAGGCAGAGUUCCGCCGCCGCAUGACGGAGGAGUACUCCCAGGAGCGCCACCACUACUGUCUCAAUCUGGAUAGUGGGGCAGUCAUCGACGGCUACAGGAUGGGCAACAUUGGCCGAUACGUCAACCACUCCUGCGAACCAAACUGUGAAAUGCAAAAAUGGAAUGUGAACGGGGUGUACAGAAUGGGACUCUUUGCACUGAAGGACAUUUCACCUAACAUGGAGCUGACCUAUGAUUAUAACUUCCACUCCUUCAAUGUAGAUGCCCAGCAACUCUGCAGAUGUGGAAGUGAGAAUUGUAGAGGGGUCAUUGGUGGCAAAACCCAGAGAGUCAACGGUCUUGUGAAGGAAAAGUCUAAAGGACCAGGGAGACCGCCCAAGGAUAAGAGAAAGUCCAAAAACAGGCUGAAAAAGUACAAGGAGAAGAAAUCAGGGAAAGAUAAUAGUGCUACCUCGACCAUGUCUACCGUGAAACCAAUGUCGCACAAGGAACGUUUCUUUGCUCGCACCCAUGCCAUCUUUCUGCUACGAAACAUUGACAAACAGCGGCAUAUCGGACGUAAAGCACCAGAGAAACUGGACAAAGAAGAAGAGUAUGUCAAGGCAACUGGGUACACCAAGAAAGACGUGUUCCUGUCACAGCUGACUGCCCUCAAAACAGCCAGAUCAGUCAAAACAAGGCGCCUGGCUUUGGCAGAAGAAAACACUGAGUUGACCCAGACAGCUAGGCUGGCGCAAGUAUUCAACAGUGUGUGCCGUCAAGUCAUGGAGUAUAAAGAUAAGGAUGGAAGAGAUCCGGUCUCCACUUUAGCCCUGCCCUCCAAGAAGAAACACCCAGAGUAUUACACAGUCAUAGAGAAUCCCACUGACUUCCAGAUCAUCGAGAAGAACAUCUUUUCUGGAGCAUACGCAGACCUAGAGGCCUUUGAUAAGGACAUGAAUACACUAUUCAAAAAUGCUGAGAGGUACAGUGGUCGGUCCUCGUGGAUGGGUCAGUUAGUGGCGGAGCUCCGUAAGGUGUACGUCACCGCCAAGGCCGAGGCGGCCCCAAUACUUGAGGACAUUCUGGGGGAGGGGAGUGUGCAGUCCCUGGACAGGGAGACAACAGAGACAGAGGCAGUCGAAGGAUUAGAGGAAGAGGAGGAGGAGGUGAUUCGCUGUGUGUGCGGAAUCUUCAGGGAUGAGGGUCUGAUGAUUCAGUGUGAGAAGUGCUUUAUUUGGCAGCAUUGCGACUGUAUGAAGGUGAAAGGGGAGGUGGAGAACUAUUUGUGUGAGCUGUGUCAGCCCAGACCUGUGGAAAAGGAAAUCUUGGCUGACCCCCAGCCAGAUGAUGCCACAGAGGGAUGGACUUAUUAUAUGACUUUGAUGAGGGACGAGAUUCAGAUACGGGUGGGUGAUUGUGUGUAUGUUCUACGGGAGGUGCCCAAGCCAGAGAACCGCAUCCCUAUCGAUUCAGUCAAAACCUCCUACAGGGUCAUAUCUGAGAUAGGGCAAGACAAACUGGAUAUCUUUCGCAUUGAAAGGUUAUGGAAAGAUGAAAAUGGAAGAAAUUUUGCCUUUGGACACAAUUAUUACAGACCCCAUGAAACAUUCCAUGAACCAUCCAGAAAAUUCUUUCCAAAUGAGGUCUUCCGGAUGCCUAUUUAUGAGAUCAUCCCCUUUGAUGCCAUCGUGGGAGGCUGCUGUGUGAUGGACCUGAACACUUUCUGUAAAGGACGUCCCAAAGGAACCCGCGAACAAGACAUCUUCAUUUGUGAAUACAGAAUGGACAAAACCGCGCACCUCUUCUAUAAGAUAUCAAAGCAGCCAUAUGUCAUCAACACAAAGUCAUACUGUUUUGACAAAUACGAGAAGAGGCUGAAUCCAAAGAGGACCUACUCGCCUCAUGAAGUACCUGAGCAAUACAAACGAAAGACUGCAAUGGAAGAGCGUUCGCAAACGGAAAUCCCCAAACGGAAGAAGACUGUCAAAGAGCAUUACCAGGAGCAGAAAAGUCCAAAGACUGAGGAACAGAGAGAAAUGAUGGUCAAGAUGGAGGAAGAGAAGAGGAGAGAAAAAAGGGAUCACAUAGAUGCCAUCACCCUGAAACUUCUGGACCUGACCCCAAAGAAGCAGAGGCUGGAUGUGUCCUAUCUCCUGGACAAGAAACGACAGCAAAAGAAACCCCACGUGCUCGACGUCUGAGCAGCUGUGCCAUAGAUAUACAGUCUCUCGAUGUCAAAGCGACUGUGCCAUAGAAUUAAAGUCACACUGCUUUAUAAUAGAAUCUUGAGCUUGAGAUUCAUCAUAUAGUGGACGCAAAUAUGAGAUGAUAAGAGAGAAACAUAUAGGGAAAACAGGAAAGGAAUAUAGGGCAAUAUUGGAUCAUUGUGCAAAGCCAUUGUAGAUAUAUAUAUAUAUAUCAAGUUGUUCUGCUGAUGUCGGAUUCUAUGAAGGUGCUUGAUACUACUCUCAGUAAUAAUUUAAUUUAGUAGUUUUAGUAGAAGUAGUAGUUGUAGUAUUUUACUGCCAGUGUGAUGCCAUGUAAGCAGAUGGUUGCCCUGAGUUAUUCUUUAUUUAUUGAGAAUUGUAUCGUAAAUUAAUAUCCUUAAUUAAGAUCAAAUCUUACUGAUGUAUUCUUAAUUUAAAAUCAAAUCUUCUCUGAUUUACAUGUUUUUAUGAUAUUUAUUACGAAGUUAAUUUAAUUUUUGAGUUGGAAAAAAGGAUUUUGUUUGUUCAAAAAUGUUUAAACUCCUUAUUUGUAAUUAUUUUAAAAAUUGAAAUGAUAGAUAAAUGACUUGGGCAGCUGAUGCAUAUUCAGUACGUUGUAUAAACAUAAACUCCUGUUCUGCUUGUUAAUUUUUCUAAAAGUGCCAUACAACAUUUACCAAACAAAUGCAGAUCUUGUUUCUUUUUGCAUCAAGUCAGUAUUUUGAAAAUUCGUGUAAAGUGGACAGUGUUGCUAUAACUGACUGGCCCAUUUUUGCCUUGAUGUGCAGGGAUGUGUGAUGUCAGCUUCCGUUAUCUACAACAUCAAUUAAAUUACAUGUGUUUAUGUGUUAUUUUACUGUCGCAAAAAAACAAAACAAAAUGGCUUUCAUGUUAGUUGUUUGUGUACCUUGUUAAUUGUUUGGACUCUGACCUAUGCAAUCGGGAUUGUUAAGACACGGACAUACAGACUUGUACCCAGUAUACACUGGUGUAAAUAUUUAGUUCUGUACGUGUACAUAUAUACUGUAUCUAUUAUAUUUUGUGUGCAAUCUGCUUUUGUAGCAUUUACCAUCACAAAAUAGUUCACUGUUGAAGAGAUUUUUUCCUCAUAUCUUAUUUAUUUCUAGGAGGUGUACAUAAUUUUGGAAUCCUUAUUGUCAAUAUUCUGUCAUACUCAAUUAAUAACAUGUACAGUAGCCAAGGAGCAAAUUCUGAAAGGUUAUGGCUCUAGAGAUCAAGAUAAAGAGGAGGAGGCCUGAUGUAAGUGUAUAUAUAGAGAUGUUUGCUGUAGAAACAUUUAAUGCCAUUGAAAAUUGCCCUGCGUAUAGGCAGCAUAUUUUGUAUCACCAAAAUUAAAAUGUGUCUGAAGAACCCACGAGGAAAAGGGAAAUCUUACCAAUGAUUGUACUGGAGAGGAAUGCAUUUGCUUAGAACAGGAUGGUUCUUCUAGAUGGUGUUUAGUGGAGGUGGCAAAAUAGAUCAUUAAUAUUAUUUAAGAAGAUUUUAGAAGGGUAUUAUUAUGGCUGAAUCUGAAGAAUAAAAUUCUUGACCGUAUAUUUAUGAAUUGACUUUGAGAGUAUCAAAUACUCUUCUUUUUUUUUCCUCUUUGCUGGAUUUCUGUACAUAUUUGUCCGGCUUUUGUACAUUUUGAAUGACAAUAACAUUGUAAUACUAUCUGUAGAAUUGUGCUUUUACCAACAUUUCAUCUGAUUGUACAGCUGUCAUGUUUGUGUAUUAUAGUUUUUUGUUUGGACUUUUUUAUCAUCAUGUGAUGUCUACGCAAGAGGUUGUUCUAUGUAUCUAUUACUGUCUUCUUCCAAAAUUUUCAAUUGUUAUUAUUUUUUCUAUUUUAGAUAUACUAAAAAAAAUUACCUUCUUUGAGAUGAAUUGAAUUUUAAAUAUGAAAAGUUUUUAAAAAUGGAAUUCUACUUUUUUGUGUGUGAAUUAUUUAUAGAUGUUUUACUUUUGUAAUUGGGGAAAAUAAGCAGAUUUUUUAGUGGGUUUUGGUAUUUAGAUUUUAGGUAAUUUACAUAGCAUAAAUUUUUAGACUCUAUAUUACUAUGAAAUUUUCAUUGAUUGAAAAGAAUGUAGGGAAAAAUAGAAAGAUUCUGUUUUGAUCUCUGUUGUUUGGAGUGAUCUCCCUUGAAUGCUUUUAUCCUUUUUGUUUCUUUUGCACGUGAACAAACAAUUAUCUUUUAAAUAUUCAAUCUAGAUUUUUACAUGUUAUCAUGAACUUCUACAAAUUCAUCAUAUUUUGGAUAUUUCAUUUUACACCAUUCUUUAGCAUUAUUAUACUUGUUGUUUCUGUUCAAUACCCUUAUCACUUACAAUUUUAGGAAUAAAAUUGUAGUUUAUGUGACAGUAAACAUCAUUGUUGCUUUAUACUUUAAAAAUGAAUCUACUUGAUCUAAAGUGUCAAGUUAAAAUAAAAAUUACUUGAAAUAGG
Molecule: messenger RNA, 9732 nt
Organism: Magallana angulata
Lineage: Eukaryota; Metazoa; Mollusca; Bivalvia; Ostreida; Ostreidae
Exons: 24
Coding region: 177-7280 (2367 amino acids)
Cellular component (GO): nucleus
Molecular function (GO): chromatin binding; protein binding; DNA binding
Source: RefSeq, a predicted model, not a curated record